This is a messenger RNA of Cannabis sativa, 1394 nucleotides long. RefSeq lists its product as uncharacterized. The record is from RefSeq and is a predicted model, not a curated record. The transcript has a single exon. The coding region runs from base 496 to 1017 and encodes 173 amino acids. Lineage: Eukaryota; Viridiplantae; Streptophyta; Magnoliopsida; Rosales; Cannabaceae.
UUUAUAUAGAAUAGAUAUUAAUAUAUAUUGCUUAAUUCGAAUUUAAUAAUAGUUUCAAUAAUAAUCUAUACUCCAAAAAUAUAAAGACUUCAUCAAGUUGCUUAGGACUAUGCAAUGGAAACACCUAAGCUAUUAUCUCCUCUCUCUCGUUGAAUUCCUGUAGUAUUAGUAUACCGACCCCAAUUUGAAAAUCAAAUAAAAUCAAACUAAAUAAAUGAAUUCUAUUGAGUCAACUCAGAAACAAAAACCCUCCAUCAAACCAAGUCUUCACAAAAUCCCAAAAUAAAAAUAAUUAUAAUAAAAGGCAAGAACAAGACUACCAGUUAUAACCGGUCACCUAAACCCAAUCACCUCCCUAUCUAUAUAUACACCCAACUCCACUCUCUCCAAAGAAAUAUUCGAAGUUGGGUUUAACCGUUUAAUUAAUUAAUUUCUUUCUCAAUAAACCCUUCCUUCCCCGCCAAUUUACUCGAGAACCAAGCAGAAAGAAGGAAAAUGAAAAACAUGGCGUUCUCACCGAAAACCCCUGAACACAGCUCCGCCAAGAGAAUAUCAACCAGCUUAGUGGCCUCCGUACUGGCCUUCGCCUAUAUGUGUUCGAAGCAAGCCGGCCGAGUCUCCAAGAAGCUCAAGUCAUCGAAGCUGACCCAAAACUCGAAAGCUCAUCACAUGGCUUCGUCCCAGCAGCAGCACCCCAUGAUGUCCCCGUACAAGUCGCAGCUCAUCGACAAACCGAAGCAGCUUUUCGCCACCAUAAGCAACAAGGCAAUCACCUUCAUACACAAUAAGAAGAGGUCCGACGACUUCGCGCACACCGGAGCGGGACACCGCGGCGAGGACGACUGGGGAGACGGCGGCGUUUGGCAACGGUCCAUCUUGAUGGGUGACAAGUGUCAGCCUUUAGAUUUCUCCGGCGUUAUCUACUACGAUAGUAACGGUAAGCAGACGACUGAGCUUCCGCUGAGAUCGCCGAGAGCGAGUCCUAUGCCUGGGUAUUUGGAGAGACGUGGGAAGUGAUAUUCUCACCGGCUAGUAACAGUCUCUGUGUCACCGCUUUGGAAAAAUUCGCUUGUGUCAAAGUAGACGGCUUCGUUUACUUUUUCAUUUUUCGUUUUUUUUUUCCAAGUCUAUGGAAAUUUUAGACAGAAUUGACGUGUUGUUAGUUGAUUGGUUGGGGGUCACAGAUGACACGGUCGUGAAUCAUGACGUGGAGAUCUCUUUUCAGUAUUAAGGUGUACACGUACGUAUGUAUAUACAUCAUUAGAAUACAUGUGAAACUUUCUAAAGAAAUUAUCUUUUCCUUUUUGAAGAAAGAAACAAGUUAAUUUGAUUGUAAUCUAGUAAUCUGUACUUAUUAAAUUUUGGCUGAGUUUAAUAAAAGGGUUAUUUGUCGA